AUGAACCACAUGGGUUCACCUCCCUCCAUACCAGCAGACCACUCCUCUACUAAGCGAAAGCGCAGUCUGUCGGGUGAGGAACCUAAUCGACAGCCCACACCUCCGGCCAAAGUGCCGAAAACGAAUGCAAAUCAUCUACAGAUCAACUAUUUAGCUCGUCAAUACCAAGAGAUUCUCCCUCUGAUCUCACCUGAAGAUGCCCUCCCAUCCAUACUAUCCCUCAUUUCCGACUAUGAUGGUGUCCUCCACCGCCACGAAUCCAUGGCCGGCAACCUCGGCGCUAGGCCUCUCGGUCCCAUCCUCAUCCAACGCUUCGAACGUAUCUUUGACGGCCCACCACGCGUGCUCAAAACCCACGGCAAAGAAGGCACAUCCGUCGGCUGGCUUGACGUUGUCGAAUUUGCCCGCAACAAACCGGAACAAUUCAAUCUGGAGAAGAUGAGAGAGGGGAACAGGGUCUGCCAGUUCUAUACGAAGCAGUGUCGGGUGGAGAUCAGUGAAGAGGAUUAUGUACUGAUUAAGAGUGGGAUGCCGGAAAAGUUGAUUCCGCCGCAGCCGAUUGGGGAGGAUGAGGAGAAGGAGUUGGGGACGUUGGAGAUUUUGGAGAAGAAUCUGGGUGGGGUUGUGCAACUAGCUGAUCAAGUGUCGGCGAGGGCCAGACAACUAAACCAUAGACUAAAGAAUCGGAAGAACGCCAUACUUGCAAGGCGAGAAGCUGAAGCCGUGACCGUGGAAGGAGCUCCCAGCCCGUCUAUCCGUGGAUUCGAUUUGGGACAGCCGAGGUAUCAUAUCAAUCAUCAAACCAACGGAGGGAAACCACGCGCUUCAGCCUCGCCAAAGUCCGGGUUCAUUGCCGUCAAUUCCAGGUAUCAGCUUCCAGACGACCGGCCAAGUCAAAACAAUGGCUCGCCACAAGAGUAUCCUCGGACUGCUCAACCACUCACCAACGGAGGGAUACCCAUACAUGGAGCUUCAGCAGCGACGCGAGCCGAACUUCUCACCAAAUUUCACACCAGCAGUGAUCGCUCAUCGGGCGAAUUCGAGGCAGCACGUCGUUCCUCGCUUGCGACUUCCCGGCCAUCCCUCCCUCCAAAGCCUAGAAAUUCGUUCAAACCGUACGCGGAUUCGAUGGAGUAUGCGGGAGCACUCCUCAGCGCGGCCUCCCCAGUGCCAAUACCGAACACUCCUGCUUCACUUUUACCAUAUGUCAAACCCUCGCCAACCGAUCGUUUCGAGGAUAGCGGACCAUUUAAAGCUGAUAUGAUGGCACGCAUGGAGCAGCUUAGCCGCGGUGAUAGGGUACAACCGCCCUGUGACCGGUGCCGACGGCUACAUAUGGAUUGUCUGAAAAACCUGACUGCAUGUAUGGGUUGUACGAAGAAACAUGCAAAAUGCAGCUGGAAAGACGUGGAGGAGCAGGAAUUGAAAGAUCAUCCGUUCAUACUACGUAUUCGUAAGGAGGAAGACGGGAAUAGUGAAGGCGAAGGGAGCCGAAGUGGGGGGGAUGGAUCCAGGAAAAGGCAGUACAGUCAGGAGCGGGGAGUACGAGAUGAGGAACUUUUAGGGGAAGAUACCGGUGAUGAGGAAGGUGAAUUGGUCGAGAAACCUGCGCAGGCGCGACGGUACAGCAGCGUGCAACCCACAUCACCGCCUACCGUUGCGGUUGCAAAGGAGACCCUUCCGGAAAGGAUGGAGGGGUUGCAACCCUGUGCUCAUGCCUCACCUGCGCUAGCCACCCAGUCUACAACGACUGAAGUACGGGAAGAAACCACGAACGUGGACGGUUACAAUGGACGUGCGACUGCUUCGCCACCAAAGCUUCCAAUCUCAGACCCAGAUAUCGACCUGAUUUAUAGCACAUCAAGGGAUACAGCCCACACAUCGCCUACCCCAGCACCCAGUUAUCAAGCGCCAGAAGCCAACAUGCAUCGGCACAAAGCCAACGGCGUUACGUCCUACUCGGAACCAAAAAAGGGGAACAUUUACACCCAAUUCAACAGUGCUACGCGCCAAGACCUACCAAAGCCAGCCCAAGACAAGCCUUCAUGGGUCUACACCGCCGGCAGUGAGCCCGUACAACCUGUAACAAAAGCAGUGGACGAGCCUCAACGGUCGCCAGAACCACAGGUGUCAAACUCCUCAACACAGGCCACGAUGGAGCAGAGCCACCAUGAUGAACAUGAAGAGAAGAGGGAACAUUCACCUCCGCCAAUGCCAAGAGAGACUUUGCAAAGGCCGCCAUCGUCGACGCCUGGUGGGACGGUGCCAGAGAUCGGGGUGCAGAGGAUGGGAGUGCAGAGAAUGGGUAUGCAGACAUGA
Molecule: messenger RNA, 2319 nt
Organism: Letharia lupina
Lineage: Eukaryota; Fungi; Ascomycota; Lecanoromycetes; Lecanorales; Parmeliaceae
Exons: 2
Coding region: 1-2319 (772 amino acids)
Biological process (GO): regulation of DNA-templated transcription
Molecular function (GO): zinc ion binding; DNA-binding transcription factor activity, RNA polymerase II-specific
Source: RefSeq, a predicted model, not a curated record